Molecule: messenger RNA, 1882 nt
Organism: Seriola aureovittata
Lineage: Eukaryota; Metazoa; Chordata; Actinopteri; Carangiformes; Carangidae
Gene: timmdc1
Product: translocase of inner mitochondrial membrane domain containing 1
Exons: 8
Coding region: 213-1205 (330 amino acids)
Cellular component (GO): mitochondrion
Source: RefSeq, a predicted model, not a curated record
GCAGUAGCUUCCUGGCGGAGGACAGAGGUCAGGAUGCUGGUGCUGUGUCAGAAAGUCACAGGUGAGAAACAAGACAGCAGAAGGACAAUGAUAAGAAACCGGAAUAUAAACAGUAUCUGGAGUUGACGUGGGAUUAACCAGGAUUCAUAAAAGAAACGGUUCGUCGUAGAGAAAUCCCGCCUCGGCUGCAGUCUAACGCCAGCUGAAGCGUGAUGCGUCCAGAGCAGCCCAGAACAGGCUUCGCUCUGCAAAGAUGGCAGGCAGAUUCUGCCCCCUGGGGCACGCCGAGCACUGGCCUACUGCAGGGCCUCAUCCACAGCGCCAGGCCUCCCUCCUUCUGCUUCCUGCUCCCCAGGGUCCACGCAGCUGAUGUGGCUGCUGCCCAGCCUGCACAGAUGCCCUCCUCCUCCUCCUCCUCCUCCUCCACCAGUCCUGCACCCAUCUCCUCUCUGAGCACCAUGCCAAGCAAUUUGGGCAAGCCAGAAUUCCCAGACACAGGAUGGGACCGCAUCAAGGACCUCUUUGACAGAGAUGUGACACAGAGGUACCCAGAGGAGCUGACCAACGUGGUGAAGAGCGGUGUAGUGGCCGCUCUAGCGGGCUUGAUCUACGGAGGCCUUCCAGCUGCACGCCACGCCAGGCAGAGGUACAUCCAGGUCAGCCAGGCGGAAAUCUACAGUAGUCGUGUAGAAGCGGUGCGCUCGGCCCACAAUGCAGCUAUCCGAGGUUUCGUGAGAUACGGGUGGAGGUGGAGCUGGAGGGUGGCUGCGUUUGUCACCUUGUUCAACUCGGUCAGCACAGGACUGUCUGUGUACAGAGACAAGUACAGCCUCAGUAAUUAUGCAGCAGCUGGAGCUGUGACUGGAGGCCUCUUCAGAUUGAACCUGGGCCUCGGAGGCCUGGUGGCUGGGACGAUCAUCGGAGCAGUGCUGGGGAUUCCCACUGGCGCUCUGAUCAUCAGCAUGCAGUCUCUGGCCGGAGAAACCGUCCGAGAGAGGAGGAGGAGGGAGCGCAGGGAACUUUAUGAGCUCAAACUGACAGAAUGGACGGCCCGUUUGCAGUUGACGGACGAUCUGAUUGGAGAUCUGAACGUCAGCUGUCAGGCGGAGGAAACCAAUAAGGACAUGGAGAGGAUCCAGGAGCUGCUCAGUUUACCGCAGAAUGACGCAGCAGCAGCAGCAGCAGCUCAGGACUCAAGCAGCUAGUGACAGUAGCUGCCUUUUACUGCCUGUUUCCUGCUGGAUACUGAGGUGGGACUUCACACAACUGGCCUGGACUCUAUAACAAACCCCUCGGCGUCACGUCACACGUUGUACCUCACAGACUGCUGUCGAGGGAUCCUUGUGUGUCAGCUGCUCAGUAGGUGGUCGUACUGGGCAGCUGCAGUAGGCUCCCUUUUGGCAGCAGAAUUUGAUGUUUUGUGUUUUACCUGAUACAAGCCACUUGAAUGUUGAAGAACACGGUUAUAACAUACAGCUAGAAAAACCGCACUGUCCUGUUUUUGUGCGGCUUCUCAUGAAGAUCAACUGCUCUGCAAAUUAGAAACAAAAGAAAUCUUGUUUUAAUAUUGGCUUCCUCUCAAAGAAAACGCACUGUCAUCAGAAUUAUAAAGCUUUAAUCGGACUUAAGUGGAGCUCACAUCAGUGUGGCUCUAAUGUCUUUCAUACUGUAUUAGUCAUCUAUAACAGUAGAAACACUGAGUGACAACUUCAAUUGAUCACAAGUCAAAAUCCUGUUACCAACCUAAUAAAACGUCUAUUGUAACAGUGCUGUUUCAUUAUGUGCACCAGGUACGUGUUGCAGUGUAUCUGUAUCGGCUCCGUACAGGUAAAUGACAAAAUGUUCUUCCCAUUAAAGCUCGUUACUCACACCGGCCUGCCAA